AUGCAUUUCAAAAAGAGUUCAUCACAGUCCACCCUGUACAAGGUGCCCCUUGUUGGAUUUUACAUCAAUUUUGUCUUUGCCUUUUGCGCCUGGAUUGUAUUGUUUAUUGCUACCGCUAUUAGCCAACAUGAUCUCAAUUCUAGAAUUGUGCCUACUUACAGCUAUCAUAUAGCUCGUGGUAAGAUUUUUAGUUUUGUGUGGUGGGCAAUUUUCUACCAGCUUUUCGUUUUUGGUAUCGCCCUUGUUCAAAGCUUUAGUGUUAUGGGAGAAAGCUGGAUGUUUUUUUGCAACUCUCAUUUGUGCAACAGCUUGACCAUUGUUGCUUUAAUUCAGGCCAUUCUUGUUACUGAUCGGUUUAUUUUUUCCAUUUUCAACUCGGAAAUCGCAGUUGGGGUCGGGGCUCUCUUGAUUGCUAUUGCUAAUUUCUUGUGGCUUUGGUACUUCUCCAAGUUUCAAUCCAUUUGUGCCACUUGUGAGCAUGAUCGGGUGUUGGAUCGUGAAAAGUCAGUGGGUACUGCUGUCGCUACUAAUGCUGCUGGUGCAGAGGCCACUGCUAAUGCCCCACAUGAAGGCUACAAUUACAAUGUUGCUCAAAAUGAGCGGACUGGCGGUGAUGCUAUGAUGACCGGCGAUGCUAAUAAGUUUAACACCAGACCUUCCGUUAGUGACACUCAGCACAGUCAAACUACUGCCGCUGCGCCAGAAGCUCCUGCUCCUGUUUUAAAUACCAACCAUUAA
Messenger RNA from Saccharomycopsis crataegensis, 738 nucleotides. RefSeq lists its product as uncharacterized. The transcript has a single exon. Bases 1 to 738 code for a protein of 245 amino acids. The record is from RefSeq and is a predicted model, not a curated record. NCBI's taxonomy places the organism in Eukaryota, Fungi, Ascomycota, Saccharomycetes, Ascoideales, Saccharomycopsidaceae.